Molecule: messenger RNA, 3986 nt
Organism: Anastrepha obliqua
Lineage: Eukaryota; Metazoa; Arthropoda; Insecta; Diptera; Tephritidae
Gene: vib
Product: phosphatidylinositol transfer protein alpha isoform
Exons: 8
Coding region: 1032-1853 (273 amino acids)
Biological process (GO): phospholipid transport
Cellular component (GO): cytoplasm
Molecular function (GO): phosphatidylcholine intramembrane carrier activity; phosphatidylinositol binding; phosphatidylinositol transfer activity
Source: RefSeq, a predicted model, not a curated record
UGGUUUGUAAUCGGUAUCCGGCAGUUGGCAGAAAGAAAAGGAAAUCAUCCCUGAAACAGUUGCCUUUUUUUCCGAUUGGAACAAUUCAAUUGUCAAAUUGUUCCCUUGAGUUAAACAACUCAAAUUUUGUGCUCCAAUUUGAUCGAUUUAUCCUUGAUAUAAACUGUGCGAAAAUAUAAAAACUAUCUAAUUCAUUAAAAUAAAUAUAUGCGUUUUUAACCGCUGCGAAGUAUCAGUACAUCUACAAACAACACUGGUUCACGUGUCAUUCAGCCAACCAACCAUUCAUAGGCAGCGCCGUCAAGUCUUCAACACUCGCAAAGGUGGAGCGAAAGUGAAAAUUCAAAUUUAUCAUUGCUAAUCUCUCGGUUAUGCCGGACUUUUCUGCUUGUGUUCUCUACGCUCGCUAGACGCAAAAUAUUAGGAAAGUGGAUAAUAUAACUGUAGAAUUGCGUUUUUAGGUGUUUAUAAAUUAAAUGUCAAUAGCCAGAAAAUAGUUUAAGAAUUGGUCGAGAGAGUUGUGAAUGCUGCAUUUAUAAUCAGUUUAAAAGUGCGAGAAAUUUGUUCUUCAACAGUUAAAUCUGCAAGUGCAAAACGCCAAAAAAGAUUAGUUUAAUUUCAUUGCGAGUAGGGAAUGAAAGAGCAGCAGAGUUCAGUAUAAGAAAAAAUUGUGUGAUCUGUGAUUCUGUGAGAACUUGUUGUUGUUGUUUUAACAGCAAUAGUGAGAACUUGUCAUAUAUUCUGCCUGCGUCAAUACCAAAGCCAAAACUAACGCCAGCUUCUGAACGACAACGCUAGCUUUUUUAACGAUAAAUUCAUACUCGAGUUCGGCUAAUUGUAAUCGGUGCAAUCGGUUGUGUUCACCCACACGUUUUAUUUUCGCAAAAAAAAGUUAAAGACGAAAGCCAAAACAAAACUUGAUAAAGUAAAAAAGUAUUAAAAAAGUUUUCAAAGCGUUUAAAUCUGAAGUGAAACGACUGCAUCAGUUACUACAACAGGAGUUAGAGCAACGACAACAAGAACAUACGAAAAUGCUGAUCAAAGAAUAUCGCGUUACCUUGCCAUUGACUGUGGAAGAGUAUCAAGUUGCCCAACUUUAUUCAGUUGCUGAGGCAUCGAAGAAUGAGACUGGUGGAGGUGAAGGCAUUGAAGUGCUAAAAAACGAACCAUUCGAUAAUUAUCCCCUGCUGGGUGGUAAAUACAAUGCCGGCCAGUAUACAUAUAAAAUCUAUCACUUGGCAUCAAAAGUUCCAGCAUUUAUAAGACUGUUGGCACCAAAGGGUUCCUUAGAAAUACAUGAAGAGGCAUGGAAUGCUUACCCGUAUUGCAGAACGGUUAUAACGAAUCCGAAAUUUAUGAAAGAUGGUUUUAGAAUUGUCAUAGAUUCGGUGCACGUGCCAAACGAUAGGGGCGAAAUACCAAAUGUGCAUGAACUGCCCCCAGAAAAACUUAAAACUCGCGAUGUUGUACAUAUCGACAUUGCGAAUGAUCCAACCUUGCCUGCCGAUUACAAACCCACGGAGGAUCCAACAAAAUUCAAGUCAGAGAAAACCGGUCGCGGCCCGCUGGUGGGCCCAAACUGGAAGAAAAAUGUCGAUCCAGUGAUGACGUGCUACAAAUUGGUGACAUGCGAGUUUAAGUGGUUUGGAUUGCAGACAAGAAUAGAAAACUUUAUACAAAAGUCGGAGCGACGAUUAUUCACAAACUUCCAUCGUCAAGUUUUCUGUUGGAUGGAUCGCUGGCACGGUCUGACAAUGGAAGAUAUACGCGCCAUUGAGGAGAAGGUCAAAGAAGAGCUUGAUCGGCAGCGUCAAGUGGGCGAGGUGCGGGGCAUGCGCGCCGAUAGUGAUUAAAUGCAAAAAAGCAAAACAAAUUUAAAAAAACUAAACAAGCAAAUUUAGACAAGUUUAUGACAAAAGCAGCAACAACAUAACCACAACAAACCAGCAGCAGCAAUAGAGAAAAAUCAGCAAGGACAGCAAACACCAAACUGGCAAAAACAAAAAAAGAGCAACAAUAGUAGUAAAAAACCUCAGCACAUACUUUUUAAAGAUUUUCAUAUGCACGGUCCAAAAUCUUUUAGCAACAACAAUAAGUUGGUAGGCAAAAGUAGUGGGAGCUACUACGGCGAGUGGAAAGUAGGCUGUUAACCAACCGAUUUGGGGUGGAGCUGAAGCGGUUGGCCGGGUGUGCGGUUGGGGCGACAGCAGUGCUACAAAUGUAAUUUCAUCACUAGUUGUACAGUUAUAAAUAUGCAAUACAUUUGUACUCACCUAUACAUACAUAUGCGUACCGCAAAAACACACAUGCGCCCACAUACAUACAUACAUACAGUUACUACAGCAGCCACACAAAAACCAAAUGGAAUGGGAAAGAGAACUAUCAAAAAACAAAAACAAAAAAAAAAUAUUGUUACAAUGUUUUCGGUUCAUCUCUUUAAGUUGGAUGAAAUUUUCUUAUAACUUCCCUGUAUGGUUUUGUUUUGCUAUUAGAUACAUGUAUACAACAACAACAAUAACAAUAGUAAUGUUCAUAUUUGAAAGCCAAUCAACCAGCAGCAAAAGAAUUUGUAAAAUUAAAACAAAAAACAAUAGACUUGCCCAAUUUACAAAAAAAGAAGAAAAAAACCAAUUAAAUAAAAUAAAGGAAAGGAACUUAUAAUAAUUAUUAUAAAGAAAAUUUAAAAAAAGUAAUGCAAUAGUUAAUUUUUAAAUAAUAUAUAAGUAUAAUUCACAAAUUUAAUGCGUUUAUAUAUAAAUACUAUGCAUAUAUGUAUGUAUUGAGAGGAGAACAUAAAACAAUUUAUUUACCUAAAUAAAUUGAUUCAUCAAAGUUUACAAAUGAAAAAAUUAUAAUAAAAAAUUGAAACAAAAAAUUUACCAAUUAUUAAACAUUUUCUUCAGUAAGAGACAUGAAAUGAAUUCAAAAUCAUGCAGAUAAUAAUUCUCAGUACACCCUUCCCCUCCAGCUCAAGUUCAACAGCACAUAACGCCAAUUCAAAAACAAAACAAACAAAAAAAAAACUCCUUGUAAACACAAAAAUGUACAGAAAUAGCAUAAAUUGAAAAUGAAUUCAUUGAUUCGCCAAUCGCGACGCAAUGAGAGCAAAAAGAGCGAGCUGCCUCUCAAGCGGUAAUUUUACAAAGAGCUAUCGAGCGUAAAGCAGCGGCCGCAGCAGGAAAGUCUUAAUAAGUUCAAUUUUAAUAACUCAUUGGGAAAAAUCUUAGAGCUCCAUUUAAAUUUAAAACAAAUAAAUAUUUAAAAUAGAAAGAAAAGAGAAAGCUAAAAAAUGUUAUUUAAUUGUACGAAUAUUUGCUUAUAGUAUUUGCGGUAAAAAAAGAACUUAUAUACUUAUAAAAAUAGAAGAAAAAGCUAAACAAGACAAUUUAAAAGUAUAUAAAAGAUAAUGACCUAAAAGAAUAAAGCAAAAUAAAUAAAUAAAUAAACAAAUAAAAUAAUAACGAAAGGUGUAAAUGUAUUUUCGCUAUGGCAGGCGGACUAGAAAAAAAAAUUAAACACCAAAAAACUGCAACACCAAAAAAUGCAAGCAAACCAAGAACAGGAAGCAAAAAAAACAUAUAAAAAUGUCUUAAGUAGCUAGUCGAAGAGUGCACACCCAUUUAGUUCUAAUUUAGUUAAUAAUAACAAUAAAAAAAUCUACAAAAACACCAACAACAAAGUCAUCAGUUGGACGCGCACAUAACAGUCGUGCUUGUUUUUUUUUAUUCGGUCAAGGACUGUCACUCCGGCAGCAUUGCCCAGAAAUGCGGUUUUGUUUUAUGCUGCAACAACUUAACCCUUUACUGCAUGAAUUAAUAAAGCGUUAGAAAAACAAAGUUCUCACGAUGAAAAUAGUUUUAUUUAAUUAUCAAAGAAAAAUAAUGAAAGUUUUAUAUUUUUCUUUUUUCUUUUACGGAACCAUAUAUUAUAUAAUAAGUAGUUGUAAAGUAUAUAAAACUGUUGAUAAGCCACAAAAUUGUUAUUCG